UCAUGGUGUCCUGAAAGAUUACUCUUCAAGUGGCUCCAGAGCCCUAUAUAUAUGGUAACCUGUCAAGAAUCCGUAGACAGCAUAUUGCUAAGCUAACGCGUACUGGUUUAACCAUAGUUAAGCUAAGCACAGAACAAAAAUGUCGCCGCGAACCCAGCUGGCUCUUCUACCUCUCGCCACACUACUACUCCUCGUCGCCACUCCCUUCCUCGCCUAUGCGCAGCAGACGGCGCCGACCGACCCGGCGGCCACGGAUGUCUGCGCGGACCCGUCGGUGGACGGCGCCUGCCACAACGUCCCGAAGGCGCUGCGCCUGAAGCUGAUCGCCAUCCCGACGAUCCUCGUCGCCAGCGUGAUCGGUGUGUGCCUGCCGCUCUUCUCCCGCUCCGUGCCGGCGCUUAGGCCCGACCGCAACCUCUUCGUCGUCGUCAAGGCCUUUGCGUCGGGGGUCAUCCUCGCCACGGGGUACAUGCACGUGCUCCCGGACUCCUUCAACAACCUCAGCUCCCCGUGCCUGCCGAAGAAGCCGUGGGGCGACUUCCCCUUCACCACCUUCGUCGCCAUGCUCGCCGCCGUGUUCACGCUCAUGGUGGACUCGCUCAUGCUCACCUUCUACAGCCGGAGCAGCAAGGGCGGAAACACCUCUGGCCGACGCGCGGGCGCCGCGGUCGCCGACCACGAGAGCUCGGCGCACGGGCACUGGCAUAGCCACGGCCACGGCCACGGGGACAUCGUCGCGGCUGAGUCCGCGGUGGUCCCCAAGCCCGACGGCGACGAGGUCAGCAAGGUGCAGCUGCGCCGGAACCGCGUGGUCGUUCAGGUUCUUGAGAUGGGCAUCGUGGUGCACUCGGUGGUGAUCGGCCUGGGCAUGGGCGCGUCCCAGAGCGUGUGCACCAUCCGGCCGCUCGUGGCCGCGAUGUGCUUUCACCAGCUCUUCGAGGGCAUGGGCCUCGGUGGCUGCAUCCUGCAGGCCGAGUACGGCAUGAAGAUGAAGUCGGCGCUGGUGUUCUUCUUCUCCACGACGACGCCGUUCGGGAUCGCGCUGGGGCUGGCUCUGACCAAGGUGUACAAGGAGAACAGCCCCACGGCGCUGAUCGUGGUGGGCCUGCUGAACGCGGCGUCGGCGGGGCUGCUGCACUACAUGGCGCUGGUGGAGCUCCUGGCCGCCGACUUCAUGGGUCCUAAGCUGCAGGGCAGCGUCAGGCUCCAGCUCGUCUGCUUCCUCGCCGUCCUCCUCGGCGCCGGCGGCAUGUCCGUCAUGGCCAAGUGGGCGUGACGUACGCCGAUCGACACGGAGAUAUGUAUAAUGUAUGUGCACGUACGCACUGUUCGAAGUAACCUUGUCGUAGACUUGUGGUAGAGUCAAGUUGUUCAGUUUGUAGCUCGGGUUUUAGCUCAGGUUCAGAGUAUGUUCUUUUCAGUUAGCGUCAGAGUCCCGUUGUUGUUGUUUUCAUCAGGCGUUUUCAGAGACCGCUGCGUCGGGACUGAAGCGCCAAAUGUGGCCUGCGUCAUGCAGUUGGUUCGCGAUGAGGCCGGGCAUAGUGGACUGGUUCCCUAGGCAUACCCAUGCAUGGAUGUGAUUGUAUCGUGGCCAGAAGAAUCGGGGUGUCGUGUGUGUGUCUGUUCUCCGUCAGAAUAAAAGGGGAGAAGAUAACAGAAAAGUGC
Messenger RNA from Phragmites australis (common reed), 1665 nucleotides. Its product is annotated as fe(2+) transport protein 1-like. The record is from RefSeq and is a predicted model, not a curated record. The coding region runs from base 140 to 1276 and encodes 378 amino acids. Gene Ontology annotation, molecular function: zinc ion transmembrane transporter activity. The transcript has 2 exons. Gene Ontology annotation, biological process: zinc ion transmembrane transport. Gene Ontology annotation, cellular component: plasma membrane. NCBI's taxonomy places the organism in Eukaryota, Viridiplantae, Streptophyta, Magnoliopsida, Poales, Poaceae.